Messenger RNA from Cicer arietinum (chickpea), 705 nucleotides. NCBI's taxonomy places the organism in Eukaryota, Viridiplantae, Streptophyta, Magnoliopsida, Fabales, Fabaceae. The record is from RefSeq and is a predicted model, not a curated record.
AUGGAAGAAAAUGAAGUUGUGGCAGAUUACUUCAAUCGUGUGCAAGUUGUUGUUAAUCAGAUGAGAACAAAUGGUGAAUCAUUAAUUAAAGUGGUGAUUAUUGAAAAGAUCCUUAGAACAUUAACACAAAGGUACAAUCACAUAAUGGUGGCAAUUGAAGAAUCAAAGGAUCUUGAUAAGAUGAAAGUGGAGGAUUUGCAAGGCUCUCUUGAAGCUUGUGAACUGAGAGUAAGAGAAAGGUGUGCAGCAACCUCAACAUCUCAAGUGCAGGUCCUGCAGCCCCAAGAUAACAAGAAGACCAACCAAUGUAAUAUGAAGCACAAGAAAGGCAAACGUAAAUUCAAGUGGUACAAGAAAUAUGAUUCUGAUGAAGAGACUGGUGAUUCUGAUGACAGGUCUGGAAGUUCAAGAAAUCAGAACAUAAGUGAUAACAACAACAAGAAUUCAAAUGGCAAGAAGAAAUUCAAUAAGAAGGGAAUCCAAUGUUAUAAUUGUAAAAAAUGGGGGCAUUUUGCAAAUGAAUGCAAAUCCAAGAACGUCCAAAUAGAGGAUGAUGAAGCUCAAAUGGCAGCCGAUGAUUCAGACUCAGAUGAUGUGUUAUUGAUGACCACCACAAACGGAGAUCAUUCUCCGUUUUCAGACAAAGUGUUGUUGAUUGCAACUACAAACCAAGAACGUUCUAGAAAAAGUGUUAAAAACGAAUAA